AUGAGAUCUUCACUCGCCCUGCGGCUUCUUCCCUUCAUUGGUCUCGCCGCUGCGCAGACCAACACUACGCAACCACCUGAGCCUGAGAUCGUAGCUAUGCUUCAGGGUAUGGCCAAUGGUUUUAGGUCUUACCCAAUCGCCCCCUUAAUGCACUGGCCAGACGAAGAAGGCCUUGAGUACGAGAACGUCUAUUUCCCAGCGGACGAUGGAGUCACCAUCGAGGGUUGGUUUAUUCCUUCGAAUGGAUCGAACAAAGUCAUCAUCGCCAACCACCCACGGUGGUUCAACAGGGCGGGUCUGCCGGGCGUAGAGCCUUGGAAUGCCCUUGUGCCAGGCAAUGACUGGGAAGUCAACUUCAUCCCGGACUACAAGCUCCUCCACGAUGCCGGGUAUAAUGUUCUGGCCUAUGAUCUGCGCAACCACGGACAGAGUGGUAACGGAAACAACGGGCUCUAUACAUCGGGCCAUUACGAGUCACGCGAUGUAAUUGGUUCCAUCAACUACAUCCGCAACCGCGAAGAUACCAAGAAUAUGAACAUCGGUCUGUUCAGUCGCUGCAACGGCGCCAAUUCCAACCUCCAUGCAGUCAGGCUCAAGCCCCAGGUUUUCGAGGGCAUCAAAUGCAUGGUCGCGGUCCAGCCACUUUCCGCUAAGUCGUUCAUGACUCGUGCCCUCGAAGGUCGAGGUGUUCCCUUAUCGUACCUGGACGAUCUUGAUGAGCGCGUCUAUCUCCAGACCAGCUUCCAUAUUGAUCAGCUAACGCCAAUCCCAAGCGCCAAGUUCGUCAAAAUGCCCACAUUCAUGUAUCAGGUUUAUGCGGACUUUAUGACUUCCCCAGAUGAUGUCCAGGCAAUUUUCAACAAUAUCCCAAUCGAAGACAAAACUCUCUAUUGGAUCAAUGGGACCGAUAAGCGCUGGGAUGGCUACACGUGGUUCCAGGAGAACCCUGACCAAGUCCUCAACUGGCUCUCUCGGCAUAUGGCAUAG
Molecule: messenger RNA, 987 nt
Organism: Clonostachys rhizophaga
Lineage: Eukaryota; Fungi; Ascomycota; Sordariomycetes; Hypocreales; Bionectriaceae
Source: the annotation of a GenBank genome assembly